Molecule: messenger RNA, 1790 nt
Organism: Platichthys flesus (European flounder)
Lineage: Eukaryota; Metazoa; Chordata; Actinopteri; Pleuronectiformes; Pleuronectidae
Product: guanine nucleotide-binding protein G(I)/G(S)/G(O) subunit gamma-7-like
Exons: 2
Coding region: 108-326 (72 amino acids)
Biological process (GO): G protein-coupled receptor signaling pathway
Cellular component (GO): heterotrimeric G-protein complex
Molecular function (GO): G-protein beta-subunit binding
Source: RefSeq, a predicted model, not a curated record
GACUCUGUGGAUCAGGUGAAACUCUGCUCCAAUCCCGUUUCCCAGCGGUGCUGUGGGUGUAGAAGAACGACAUUGGUCACAGAUAGUCAGUCUUUCUGCCAAGGGCAAUGUCAGGAAAGAUGUGCAGCAAUAACAGUGUUGUUCAGACACAGAAGCUGGUGGAUCAACUUCGAGUGGAGGCAGGCAUGGAGAGAAUCAAGAUCUCCCUGACAGCAGCAGACUUGGUCCAGUACUGCAAGGACCACAGGCGCAGUGACCCUCUGCUCACCGGCAUCGCAGCUUCAUCCAAUCCUUUCAAAGAUAAGAAGACCUGUGUGCUGCUCUGACCGUCCUGAGUACAGAUUGCCAGCACAUAACAGACCGCCAUGGACAAAACGUGUCUGAGAAUGCGACUGCAGAUUUCCACCUGUCAAAUGUAUUAACUCACAAAGGCAUUUCACACUUGAUCUGUCUCCCUGCCUCUAAUGAGGGAGCAGAAAACAUGCGACACUGUUUAUUACAAGGACAUCACUGGUUAUAAAACAUGUACUGAUCAUGACUAAAAGUUGGUAAGUAGUUCAUUUUUUUCACUUAACAACUUUAAGUGAUUUUACUGCUCUUUAUAACAGCAAAAUUAAAAUAAAGCUUCAAUUUGAUAAAAGGAAAUAAGUCAACUUCACAUGAAAUACUGAGGCUGUGUGAGCAUAGAAAUCUCUUCUGUCACGUUAAGUUCUAAAGCCAAUAAAAUUAUUGUCCAAAAAAUAAAUAUGAGAAUACCUCGUUGAUAAUUGUUCAUGUCAGUAAAAAUACACUGAACCAGCUUUUUGCAGAUAAAAACAUGGAACGUCAAAAAUGUGCUUCAUGGACCCUUCUUCUACCUUGAUAUGUGGUAGAAAUACACAUGUAAUUUAUAAACAAUUGUAUUACUAUAGAUCAUAAUAAAACAAUAAUAUCAAAGUCUAGAUGAUUGAAAAUAAUUAUUAUGUUCUCUGCGUCCUCUGCCAUUAGAGGAGAUGCCUAUGUUGUUUUAUUUAGAUCUGUGACCUACUGAGUCCAGUAUCACACAGAUUGAGCGACGGAACCAAACAAUUUCAGCACAAACACAAGCAUAUAAAAAUGAUUAUCUUAUAUUUUAUAGAUUGCGGAGAUCACAGGUGUCUCUGAAUUUAGCAAUCCUGCUGUUAGGGUUAGGGACAUUUACCGUCAUUCAUGUCAGCGAGGGCUCAUCCGUCAUCGCUGCUUCACUGUGUGUGUGAGUGUAAUGCUGCGUUCCAGACAACUCGUAUGUCAAAUGUAACAUCAAAUGUAAACCAACAUGUCUGACUGUGAGAAGCUGAGUCAAUUGUGUUGUGAUGAGACAAUUCAAGUGUAGCCAGUGCAGCCUCCGUUCGUACAGAAACAAAGAGGAGGACGAAAACGCCAUGAUCUUUUUAUUAGACUUUUAUUCUUGGAAACACAUUUAAAAUGGGUUAUCACUUUAAAAGGCAUGAAUGCUGCAACAUUCAAAAACUCAUUUUAAAUUUUAUAUUUUUGAUUUUUAAAGCAUUUCAUGAACCUCUGUAUGUAAGGCCAUGUAAUACACCUGCUCCCAUCAGAUGAGGAACAGAUAAUGAUCUUAUUACAAUGUACCCAACCUUUUCAUUUUUUUUGAUUUGUUUAUUUAUUUAUUGCAAUUAUUAUUACCACUUUUGUGUAUGUAACUGCAUGUGUAUAUAUAUUGUGUAUUUGUUCUUUGGUGUGAUGUGUUGAAUGAUGCAUUGCUUAUGUAUCUUAUCUUAUCUUAUGUAUUUAUAGGUGUGCCUCAGAUUUUU